UCGAAGCAUCUACUCUAAAGAGCAUUCAUGAUUGGGUCUAAUGAUCAUGCCCAGCCCGAAUUUGUGUUUUUGUGGGGCGACUGGUUGGUUAUUACGGCGUUUCUAUUUGGUUACAUUGGUCGGUGUCAUUUCUUAGGAGUCAUCGGAGAUUUGUACAUGGCGCACUAUCCCCAUCGUCUACAGAACGAUGAGAAAACAUUUCCAUGGUAGAAAUAUUAGUUUGUUUUCUACUUCGUUAUUUUCAUUCCUCGCUCGGUCCUUCCUUUGGAUACUAUUGGAUAUCAAGCAAACAUUAGACGGACGUUCCCUUCAUAAAAUUUCUAGGAUCUUUACAAAUAAACGAUACUGGAUAGCUGACAGUCCUGUAACGAGCGCAUCAAGACAUCUGGGAGCAUGGAUCCGGCAUGCCAUCAAACCAAUCCGAAAAGACACAGCAGACAGGUGUCUUCAGAAGACGAAUGCAAGAUCAUAUUGGUACACUCGCUAAUCUAAAAUUAUUGGCAAAGGCAGAGUAACUAAAAAGAACGAGUAUGCCAAUAGCAAGUGCUAACUGGCUGCUGCUAACAUAGAAAAACCCCUAAGCAUCAGAAAUUCUCA
Messenger RNA from Xylaria bambusicola, 597 nucleotides. RefSeq lists its product as uncharacterized. Lineage: Eukaryota; Fungi; Ascomycota; Sordariomycetes; Xylariales; Xylariaceae. The transcript is spliced from 3 exons. The record is from RefSeq and is a predicted model, not a curated record. Bases 188 to 487 code for a protein of 99 amino acids.